GUCAAAAACGGCCGCCAUAUCGACGGAGAUAAUCGCACGUAAAUUCUUCUAGUAUAACGACAAUCACCAUCACUGUCUUUGUAUGUUUCCAAUAAUGAAGAUGACAUUUUAAAUGAUUCAUUUUAUAGAACCAGACAGAGAGAAAAUGUGCAAUCCGUCUUCAUGGUCUGGCAGCACGUAAAGAAAUCGACAAUUAUUCUUGGACCUGAAGAAUAUCGACUCUCAUACGAAUAUAUGACAAGGAAUAAUUCUAAAAAAGCGUGAAAAGCAAAAAUCGAAGAGAACCCAUAAAAUUGCCAGCAC
Molecule: messenger RNA, 303 nt
Organism: Acanthoscelides obtectus
Lineage: Eukaryota; Metazoa; Arthropoda; Insecta; Coleoptera; Chrysomelidae
Source: the annotation of a GenBank genome assembly